CCCUCUCGCCAUGGCCGCGUUGUCGGGUGCUACCUCCGGGGAUCUCGCCGUUCGAAUUCUCCACGCCCUCGACAAAUCGUCACCCCUCCUCUCCGCAGAAGCCUUCCCAGAUGCCACCUUCGCCCAAUUGAAAUCAGCCGUCGACAGGCUGGCGUCGCGCGACAUGGUCCGAUAUGACCCAAUAGAGCGAGACGAAGCCAUACUAGAACCCGAGGCUGAAGAAAUAGUAGCCAAUGGCAGUCAUGAGGCACGCGUGUUCGAGGCGUUGCGGCAGGCUGUCGAGGGCCUCACGGUGCAAGAGCUGGAGAAGGCCAUUGGGGAUAAGAACGUCACCAAAGUUGGACAGGGCAAAGCUUUCAAAGAGAAGUGGAUAUCGAAGACGUCGGACGGAAAGUUGAAGGCACAGCGGCACUCAAUCGAGGAUGUCACGCAGCGGGUUCUGCAGGAUAUUCAGAAAACACGGACAUGCUCGGACUCCAAGACGCUGGCUGAUUUGAAGAAGCGAAAGCUCGUUCGGAUGCAGAGGAUCAUCACUUUCAAAAUCCAGAAGGGCGAGAAAUUCGCGCUCGAGAUACCCGAGGAAGCGACCGACCUCACCGCAGACAUGCUCGCGUCCGGAGCGUGGAGAACGACCACUUUCAAACCGUACAACUUCCGAGCGCUGGGUGCGGACCAGCAGUCGGGCGCGCUACAUCCCCUCAACAAGGUCCGCGCAGAGUUCAGGCAAAUCUUCUUCGACAUGGGCUUCACGGAGAUGCCGACGGGCAAGUACGUGGAAACCGGUUUCUGGAAUUUUGACGCUCUUUUUGUACCACAGCAGCACCCGGCACGCGACCUUCAGGAUACUUUCUACAUCUCAGAUCCGAAGGUCGCCGAUCCGCCGCAGGACAAGGCCUACUGGGAAAACAUCAAGGCGGUGCAUGAGAACGGCAAAUACGGUUCCAUAGGCUACCGAUACCCGUGGUCAAGCGACGAGAGUCUAAGAUUAGUGUUGCGGACGCAUACGACGUCCGUCAGUGCGAAUCUGAUGUACAAGCUUGCCUCUAUGAAGGGACCCGAUGGUCGCCCGCCACCAGCACGACUCUUUUCAAUUGAUAGGGUGUUCAGAAACGAGACUGUCGACGCUACGCAUCUUGCCGAGUUCCAUCAGGUUGAGGGUGUUAUCGCUGAUUACGGCCUGACGUUGGGCGGGCUCAUGGAGUUCAUGGAAACCUUCUUCGGCAAGAUGGGCAUCACGGAUCUCAAGUUCAAGCCGGCGUAUAACCCAUACACCGAACCCAGCAUGGAGAUUUUCUCAUAUCACAAGGGCCUUGGCAAGCUCGUCGAAAUCGGCAACAGCGGCAUGUUCAGACCCGAGGUCCUAGAGCCCAUGGGCCUGCCCAAGGACUUGCGCGUUUAUGGGUGGGGUCUCUCGCUCGAGCGCCCGACGAUGAUCAAGUACGGCAUCUCAAAUAUCCGCGAGUUGCUCGGGCACAAGGUCGAUUUGCAAUUUGUGCGGAUCAAUCCCGCUGUACGGCUAGACAAGCCUUAGGAGAGCUGGGCGAGAUAGGGCAACGUAAGCUCCAUGCAUGUGGAUAUCGUCCGUUUGCGAACGCAUUUGACAGAUACCAAGCCGCGAUAGAUGAACAGACAAAAGGAUUUAGCAGUGAUUACUAAAAUUCCACCGACAUUCACAUCGAUAUGGUUCCAUUGCAC
Messenger RNA from Trematosphaeria pertusa, 1695 nucleotides. RefSeq names its product phenylalanyl-tRNA synthetase alpha chain. Lineage: Eukaryota; Fungi; Ascomycota; Dothideomycetes; Pleosporales; Trematosphaeriaceae. The record is from RefSeq and is a predicted model, not a curated record. Bases 11 to 1531 code for a protein of 506 amino acids. Gene Ontology annotation, molecular function: tRNA binding; phenylalanine-tRNA ligase activity; ATP binding. Gene Ontology annotation, biological process: phenylalanyl-tRNA aminoacylation. Gene Ontology annotation, cellular component: cytoplasm; phenylalanine-tRNA ligase complex; cytosol. The transcript has 5 exons.